AACAAUAAAAAUAUUGGAAUUGAAAUAAAUUGAAUUUAUUUAUAAUUGACAAAUAUUUUAACUUGUUAGAUUUUCGUUUCUGUAAUUCUGUUCGAUUUUAUUUUAAUUACAAUAAAUGGGGGAUUCAAAUCAAAACCGAAAGACAAAAUUGGUAGCACAAUCACACAGCAAAUAUGAGAAACGAGCGAGAAUUACCAAUAGAAAUGAACAAAGAACAGCCCUCACGAAAAAGGCUAGGAAAAAAGCAACUACGAAAAAACGUAGAAACGCCGAACAAACAGCAAGUACGAGCCAAAGUGCAUCAACUUCAGGUGUAGCAACUACGAACAAAUACGUCGAAAUGAAAGCAACUUCAAGCAAAUGUGUCCAGAAAAUGGGUGAGAAAUUUUCAUUUCUUUUAAAUUCUGAAACUUCAAAUGAGCAAGCGAAUGUGAGCAAACAAAUAGCAACUUCAAGUGGAUGCGACGAAAGAAAUUUUGACGAUCCAAUGGCAAAUUCAAGUGAAUCUGAUGAGUCUGAUGAAUCUGAUGAUUCAAUGACAUCUUCAAGUGAAAGCGAAGAAUAUAAUUCAAAUUCAAGUGAAUCUGACGAAGAAGUAGCAACUUCGAACAAAUACGUGGAACAAAUGGUAAAUUCAAGUGAAUCUGAUGAAACGAUAACAUCUUCAGGUGAAUGCAAGAAAAGUAGAAUAAAUUCAAGUGAAUCCGACGAACAAGUAGCAAGUUCGACUGAAUACGUCGAAAAAACAGAGAAUUGUGAAUCUUCAGGUGAAGACGAGGAACGUAAUUCAAAUUCGAGUGAAUCUGAGGAACAUGUAGCAUCUUCGACCAGACGUGUCGUAAUAACAGUAAAUUCAUGUGAAACUGAAUCUUCAGAUGAAUGCGAGGAAUCUAGUUCAAAUUCAAGUGAAUCUGACGAACGAACAAUAGCAACUUCGACCAAUAACGUCGAAAAAUCAGAGGCAACUUCGAGCGUAUGCGUCGACGAAACAGCAAAUUCAAGUGAAUCUGAAUCUUCGAGUGAAGACGAGGAACCUGAUUCAAAUUCAAGUGAAUCUGACGAACCAAACGAAUCUUCAAAUAAAUGCGAAGAAAGAAAUUCAAAUUCAGGUGACUCCGAUGAAUAUAUAGAAUCUUCAAAUGAAUAUCAGGAAGCAAAUUCAACUUUGAAUGAUCGCGAGGAGAAAUCAUCUUCGAGUGACGAAGAAAUUAAAACAAUUCUGAUGAGAAAUAUGCGAAAAUCAACUUCCAGCGAAUCUGAUGAAGAAUCAACUUCCAGCGAAUCUAAUGAAGAACCAACUUUGAGUAAAUCUAAGAAAAUAAAGCCAACUACCUCCGAUUCUGAUGAAGAAUCAACUUCCAGCAAAUCUAGUGAUGAACCAACUUCGAGUAAACCUAAGAAAAUGAAGCCAACUACCUCCGAUUCUGAUGAAGAAUCAACUUCCAGCGAAUCUAGUGAUGAACCAACUUUGAGUAAAUCUAAGGAAAUGAAGCCAACUACCUCCGAUUCUGAUGAAGAAUCAACUUCAAGCGAAUCUAGUGAUGAACCAACUUUGAGUAAACCUAAGAAAAUGAAGCCAACUAAAUCAGAUUCUGAUGAAGAAUCAACUUCCAGCGAAUCUAGUGAUGAACCAACUUUGAGUAAAUCUAAGAAAAUGAAGCCAACUACCUCCGAUUCUGAUGAAGAAUCAACUUCCAGCGAAUCUAGUGAUGAACCAUCUUUGACUAAAUCUAAGGAAACAAAGCCAGAUACAUAUGAAACUGUUGAAGAAUCAACUUCCGGUAAAUUUUUCGUAGCAACUUGCCAUAAAUCUGAUGAAGAAUCAACUUCCAGCGAAUCUAGUGAUGAAACAACUACCUCCGAUUCUGAUGAAGAAUCAACUUCCAGCGAAUCUAGUGAUGAACCAACUUUGAGAAAACGUAAAAAAGCGAGACUAACUAAGAGGAAAUUGGGCAAACACAUUCUGACUUUAAGCAAAUACGAGGAUCCUGCGAAAACUAUUAAAGAGUGUGACGCAAUAAUAGAAAAGUUGACACUCGCUGAUAAUGUUAUAAAAAACAUAUUGGUAUCUUUGAAACCAAAGAUUUUAACUGUGAGUGCGAAGACUAAGAGAUUAUAUUCGAGGGAAUGUCUAAAUCACGUUCAUUAUGUACUAAGAUAUGUGCACUCGGAAAAGAUGUACGAUAUACUCGCUACAGAUAGUGACGUUAUAAUGUACGGUGCAUCUGAUACGAUUGAAAAACGCAAAACUUACUUAUUGACGUGGCUCAAUACGAAACAGCUGUGCAAGGCAGUCCAUACACCGGAAGAUAAAGUUGAUGCGCUUUAUUACAAGUCGAGACGUACUGUACGUCUCGGUGCGUUUCGAUCGAAUUACCCGAUGUUCAAGAUGAACCACGACGAUGAUGAGAUGAGGACGUACGUUCUGGGACCGAACGGAACGGAAAUUUCCGAAUGCUGGAUGAACCGGGUGCCGGUGCACUGCUACAAAGCGACGAUUUGCUCUCUGAUGAGUAUCCUCUUCAAUAAGAAAACUUGGGACUUGACCUGCGUGUACGGUUUGGACAGGAAGAAGGUCAACGAUAUUGUCGUCUGCGUGAGCGAAAACUACUCCGUCACGAGAGCGGCGGUGAUGAAAUGCAUGAACGAACAGUGCAAGAUCGUGUCGAAGUCUUUGAUGAAGCAAGAGAGAAAAGUGCAAAAGCACUGAUUCAAUUUUUGACGAUGAACGCAAAUAAUUGACUCAGUCUCAUUCAUUUUAUAUUUAUAUAUCAAUCAACGUUUUUAAUUUACACUUGUUUUAAUCAAGACUAACAGUUUUAUACGAUGCAAUAAAAAUAUACAAUUAUCAAUAAGUACACUAAUCUGAAGCAAAUAUUUCAAAUUUCCAACUGUGAUAUUUGUAGCGGUAAUUUACGGUCAAAUUGUUUUGAAAUCUCCAAAAUCGAGUGUAUUUACAGAUUAUUAAUUAUCAAUAAGUACUCUAAUUUAACAAAUAUUCAUAGAAUUUACACUUUUUUCUUACUUGCAGCUCAUUGGACGUUGGAGAUGCGUACUGAAGGUACAAACAGUUUCAUGUUGGUAUAAAAAGGACGAAAAGCAAGUUUUUAUCUUGUACCAGUCACAAGCCUACUAUAGUUUUGAAUUUUGAACUUAACCCAAAGCAGACUAAAAUUUGAAAUGGUUCCUCAAAUAAACGUAGAUAACGAAGAAAUGUUGCGUGAGGAAGCAAUGGGACUAGUUCCUCAAGUAAACGUAGAUAAUGAAGAAAUGUUGCGUGAGGAAGCAAUGAGAUUAGUUCCUCAAGUAAACGUAGAUAAUGAAGAAGUUUUGCGUGAGGAAGUAAUGGAAUCAGUUCCUGAAAUAAACGUAGAUAAUGAAGAAAUGUUGCGUGAGGAAGCAAUGGGACUAGUUCCUCAAGUAAACGUAGAUAAUGAAGAAGUGUUGCAUGAGGAAGCAAAUGAAUCAGUUCCUUAAAUAAACGUAGAUAACGAAGAAGUUUUGCGUGAGGAAGUAAUGGAAUCAGUUGCUCAAGUAAACGUAGAUAAUGAAGAAGUGUUGCAUGAGGAAGCAAUGGAACAAAGGGAUGAAGUUACUGAUGGCGAGGAUACUGACGAAGAAUAGAUGGAUAUGUCUAGUUUCGGUUGAAACGGGAGUAUGAUACUCCCGGAGCAAUUCCAGUCUAUUAAAUGGAAUUGCUAUAAAAGAGCAAAACGUACGUUGAUGCAGGUGCUUUUUACCAGAAAAACUAUGGCAACUCAUAGCUUAACUGGAAAAGCCAGUAUUGCUCUGCUUGACACCGGUAGAAAACCGAGACCGCAAUUGAACAUUGAAUUGGUCGAGGACAUCGUGAGCAUCGUGAUAUGAAAAAAUGUGAUGUUCGCAGAAAUGAAGUUCGUCAAGUUAUAACUAGAAAAUGUUCCGAUGAGCGUAAGAUGGCGAAGAAACGUGGAGAAAUUUGAAGCUGGACAAACAAAAUUUUACGAAAUUCCAUUGUAUAUUAGUAAACUUUUUC
Nicrophorus vespilloides is the source of this 4015-nucleotide messenger RNA. RefSeq names its product dentin sialophosphoprotein-like. The transcript is spliced from 67 exons. The coding region runs from base 116 to 2710 and encodes 864 amino acids. Lineage: Eukaryota; Metazoa; Arthropoda; Insecta; Coleoptera; Silphidae. The record is from RefSeq and is a predicted model, not a curated record.